Hyaena hyaena (striped hyena) is the source of this 2550-nucleotide messenger RNA. Its product is annotated as protocadherin-11 X-linked. NCBI's taxonomy places the organism in Eukaryota, Metazoa, Chordata, Mammalia, Carnivora, Hyaenidae. The transcript is spliced from 2 exons. Gene Ontology annotation, molecular function: calcium ion binding. The record is from RefSeq and is a predicted model, not a curated record. Gene Ontology annotation, biological process: homophilic cell-cell adhesion. The annotation marks the transcript as partial. Gene Ontology annotation, cellular component: plasma membrane.
GAUCAAAGUAUGUUUGGGCUUGAUGUCAUUGAAACACCAGAAGGAGACAAGAUGCCACAGCUGAUUGUUCAAAAGGAGUUAGAUAGGGAAGAGAAGGAUACAUAUGUAAUGAAAGUAAAGGUUGAAGAUGGUGGCUUUCCUCAAAGAUCCAGUACUGCUAUUUUGCAAAUAAGUGUUGCUGACACAAAUGACAACCACCCAGUCUUCAUGGAGGAUGAGAUUGAAGUCAAUAUGCCAGAAAAUGCUCCUGUAGGUACUUCAGUGGCACAACUCCAUGCCACAGAUGCUGACAUAGGUGAAAAUGCCAAGAUUCACUUCUAUUUCAGCAAUCUAGUCUCCAACAUCGCCAAGAGGCUAUUUCACCUCAACACCACCACCGGACUUAUCACAAUCAAAGAGCCACUGGAUAGAGAAGAAUCACCAAACCAUAAGUUACAGGUUUUGGCAAGUGAUGGUGGAUUGAUGCCAGCAAGAGCAAUGGUUUUAGUAAAUGUUACAGAUAUAAAUGACAAUGCCCCAUCAAUUGACAUAAGAUAUAUCAUUAAUCCAAUCAAUGGCACUGUGAUUCUUUCAGAAAAUGCUCCACUCAACACCAAAAUUGCUCUCAUAACUGUGACAGAUAAAGAUGCUGACCAUAAUGGCAGGGUGACAUGCUUCACAGACCAUGAAGUCCCUUUCAGAUUAAGGCCAGUAUUCAGUAAUCAGUUCCUCCUGGAGACUGCUGCAUAUCUUGACUAUGAGUCCACAAGAGAAUAUGUCAUUAAAUUGCUAGCUGCAGAUGCUGGCAAACCUCCUCUGAAUCAAUCAUCCAUGCUCCUUGUCAAGGUCAAAGAUGAAAAUGACAAUGCUCCAGUUUUUACCCAGUCUUUUAUAAGUCUUUCUGUUCCUGAGAAUAACUAUCCUGGGACCAAGUUGACAAAAAUAAGUGCAAUGGAUGCAGACAGUGGGCACAAUGCUGAGAUAAAUUAUCUGCUAGGUGUUGAUGCUCCAUCUGAAUUCAACCUGGAUCAUCGUACAGGCAUUCUAACUGCAGUGAAGAAAUUGGAUAGAGAAAAACAAGAAAAAUAUUUCUUCACAGUUCUGGCAAAAGAUAAUGGAAUACCAUCCUUAAUGACCAAUGCCACAGUCUUAGUGAAAAUUCUUGAUCAGAAUGACAACAGUCCAAUUUUUACUCACAAUGAGUACAACUUCUAUGUCUCAGAAAACCUUCCAAGACAUGGCACAGUAGGACUAAUCACUGUAACUGAUCCUGAUUAUGGAGAAAAUUCUGCAGUCACUCUCUCCAUUUUAGAUGUGAAUGAUGACUUCACCAUUGAUCCACAGACUGGUGUUAUCCGACCAAAUAUUUCAUUUGACAGAGAAAAGCAAGAAUCUUAUACUUUCUAUGUAAAGGCUGAGGACGGUGGUAAGGUAUCACAUUCUUCAACAGCCAAAGUAACAAUAAAUGUGGUUGAUGUCAAUGACAACAAACCAGUUUUUGUUGUCCCUUCUUCCAACAACUCCUAUGAAUUGGUUCUGCCAUCCACUAAUCCAGGCACAGUGGUCUUCACAGUACUUGCGGUUGACAAUGACACUGGCAUGAAUGCAGAGCUUCGUUACAACAUUGUAGGAGGAAACACAAAAGGUCUAUUUAUAAUUGACCAAACAACAGGCAACAUCACACUGAAGGAGAAGUGUUUUGUUACAGACUUUGGUUUACACAGACUGGUAAUCAAAGCUAAGGACUUAGGACAACCUGAUUCUCUCUUUAAUGUUGUAAUUGUUAAUCUAUUUGUGAAUGAGUCAGUGACCAAUGCUACAUUGAUACAUGAACUGGUGCACAAAACCAUUGAAACACCAGUGACCCCAAAUAUUGAGACAACUGAUGCAUCCUCACCAACCAGUGACUAUGUCAAGAUCAUGGUUGCUAUUAUUGCUGGCACCAUAACUGUCAUCAUUGUUAUUUUCAUUACUGCUGUAGUAAGAUGCCGCCAAUCACCACACCUUAAGGCUGCUCAGAAAAACAAGCAGAAUUCUGAAUGGGUUACUCCAAACCCAGAAAACAGGCAGAUGAUAAUGAUGAUGAUUAAGAAGAGGAGGAAGAAGAGAAAGAAGAAGAAGAAGCAUGCUCCUAAGAAAUUGCUGCUUAACUUUGUCACUAUUGAAGAAACUAAGGCAAAUGAUGCUGUCAGUGAUGGAAACAGUGUCACACUAGACCUUCCCAUUGAGCUGGAAGAACAAACCAUGAGCAAGUACAACUGGGGAAUUAUACCUACUACCUUCAAGCCUGACAUCCCUGAUUUGGCCCAGCACUACAAAUCUACCUCUCCACAGCCUGCCUUCCAAUUCCAGCCUGAAUCUCCCCUGAGUUUGAAGCACCACAUCAUCCAGGAACUUCCUCUUGAUAACACUUUUGUGACUUGCGAUUCCAUCUCCAAGUGUUCCUCCAGCAGUUCUAAUACUUACAGGGUUUCUGAAUGCAACUAUUCAGUGACAACUUUAAAGACUCCUGAGUCUAUACACACAAGGCCGACUGAUUCCAGGGCAUCAACUAUUGAAAUCUGCAGUUAG